AUGGCACCUACAUUGGAACUCCUCGAGGAGCCCGCCGAGAAUCUGCCGCUCAAGGCAAUCUCAGCCAUCCGCAACGGUGCCUCUGCUGCUACUGUUGAUCUCAGAUUAGAGAGCCCAGAGAAGCAUCAACGGGUGAUGAAUGUCUUCCGAGCUUUCAUUGCAGAUCUCUGCCAGCAAUACGGCGAAGGCCACGCUGGAUCUCCUAUGGGCAUGGCUGCCAUUGGUAUUGCCCUGUACAAGUAUGUCAUGAAGUACUCGCCAAAGAAUUGCAACUACUUUAACCGGGACCGCUUUGUUCUUUCGAAUGGCCAUGCCUGCCUGUGGCAGUACCUUUUUAUGCACCUUGUUGGCGUCAAGAGCAUGACACUCGAGCAGCUCAAGUCCUACCACUCAUCGAAGCUCGACUCGGUCUGCCCUGGCCAUCCCGAAAUUGAGAACGAGGGCAUAGAGGUUACAACUGGGCCCCUUGGCCAGGGCCUCGCCAAUGCCGUUGGCCUUGCCAUGGCCACUAAAAAUCUUGCCGCGACAUACAACAAGCCCGGUCAUGAGCUGGUGAAUAAUAUGACUUGGUGCAUGGUUGGUGACGCUUGCCUUCAGGAAGGUGUUGGUCUCGAGGCACUCUCCCUCGCUGGCCACUGGAAGCUAAACAACCUCUGUGUUAUAUUCGACAACAAUUCGGUUACGUGUGACGGAACUGCAGACGUUGCCAACACCGAGGAUAUCAAUACCAAGAUGCGGGCGACUGGGUUCAAUGUCGUAGACGUGUACAAUGGAGACUCGGACGUUGCCGCCAUCGUAAACGUCCUUGUUGCCGCUCGAUCGAGCGAUAAGCCCACCUUCCUCAACAUUCGCACGACGAUUGGCUUUGGAUCCGCAAUGGCCGGCACCGCCGAUGUCCAUGGGGCUGCCCUCGGAGUCGACGAAGUGGCCAACGUCAAGAGGUCGUUCGGUCUCAAUCCUGACGAGCACUUCCAUAUCCCCCAGGACGUCUACGAUUUCUUCAGUGACAUUUCUGGCCGUGGUGAUACCCAUGAGGCAGGCUGGCAAGCGGCCCUGGUGAAGUACCAUGAGGCAGAUCCCAUACUAGCGGCUGAAUUUGAGCGCCGUGUCGCGGGAAAGCUGCCUGAAGACUGGGCCAAAUGCAUUCCUCACAAGGAAGAUCAGCCUACUGCGCCCACAGCCUCCCGAAAGUCAGCCGGUGUCGUGACCAACGCCCUUGGACAGAGAAUCAAUUCAUUCUUGGUGGGCACGGCGGAUCUUACUCCGUCUGUCAAUGUCGCAUACAAAAACAAGGUCGACUUCCAAUCGCCUGAACUCCGAACGGCAUGUGGCCUGAACGGAAACUACAGUGGCCGAUACAUCCACUACGGUAUCCGCGAGCACGCCAUGUGCGCCAUCUCCAACGGGCUUGCUGCCUUCAACAAAGGCACUUUCAUCCCCAUGACGAGCACAUACUUUGUCUUCCACUUGUACGCUGCCGCCGCUGUGCGCAUGGCCGCGCUCCAAGGUCUCCAGCAGAUCCACAUCGCCACGCACGACAGUAUCGGCGUUGGCGAGAACGGGCCUACGCACCAACCUAUCGCUGUUGCUGCCCUCUACCGUGCAAUGCCUAAUGUUCUCUACAUCCGUCCAUGCGACGCUGAAGAAGUGGCCGGCGCCUACAUCGCCGCCAUCCAGGCCACCGACACGCCCACCAUUAUCUCACUCUCCCGGCAGAGCCUGACCCAGUACCCCCAACACUCCUCGCGCGAGGGUGCACUCAAGGGUGCGUACGUCUUCGUCGAGACCGAGGACGACGAUUUCGAUGUGACCUUGAUCGGAGUCGGCUCUGAGAUGGGCUUCGCCAUGCAGAGUCGGGAGUUGCUUUUCAGGGGCCAUGGCAUUAGGUCACGGGUUGUUUCCUUCCCUUGUACUAGGCUUUUUGAGCAACAGUCGCGGGAGUACAAGCAAUCGGUUCUGAAGCCCCGCGCCGGAAAGCCCACGGUCGUGAUCGAGGCGUACCCAUCCUACGGAUGGGAGCGCUAUGCUGAUGCUUCAAUAUCGAUGAACAGCUUUGGAAAGAGUCUUCCUUCAAAGGAUGCGUACGAGCACUUUGGAUUUGCGCCGGAGAGCAUCGCACCUAAAGUCAAGGACUUGGUGGAGGAAGUCAGGCGCGACGGUAUUGGGACCCUGAGGGGCGAUUUCAGGGAUUUCAACGGUAGCCUGGGGGUUGGUUUAGAGCAUUGA
Messenger RNA from Aspergillus nomiae NRRL 13137, 2226 nucleotides. Its product is annotated as transketolase family protein. Gene Ontology annotation, cellular component: cytosol. Gene Ontology annotation, molecular function: transketolase activity. Gene Ontology annotation, biological process: pentose-phosphate shunt. Bases 1 to 2226 code for a protein of 741 amino acids. The record is from RefSeq and is a predicted model, not a curated record. The transcript has 5 exons. NCBI's taxonomy places the organism in Eukaryota, Fungi, Ascomycota, Eurotiomycetes, Eurotiales, Aspergillaceae.